UCUCCCACCUACCCAAGGAUGAAGCCGAUACUUCUCCUCCAACUCGCUGGCCUGGCCGUAUCUGCAAAGCUGUACGAACGCGCCAUUUGCACAGUCGAAUCACUUGACGACCCCGAGAAAGACGAUGCCCCAGCCAUCAACUCUGCCCUCCGAGCCUGUGCAGGGGGUACCACAAUUCUGCCCCUCGGUCAAACGUUCAAUAUCCAGACGCCCCUCAAUCUGUCCUCCUGCCAAGCGUGCAGCUUUCAAAUCGAUGGCAAUCUUAUUAUCUCCGCUGACUGGAACAAAUGGAAGUCCCAAACUGCAGCCAUACACAUUGCCGGAACCACCGCAGCAGUAAUCACUAGCCAAGCAAAAACUGGACUCAUAGAUGCCAGCAAUUUCGGGUGGGACGGGCGGGAAUCCUCUCCACCAGAAACUUUUCCUUCUCUCUUCAGCAUCACCGACCAGAGCUAUCAGAUCCACAUUCGCGAACUAAGAACUAAGAAUGUACCAGGGACGGCGUUCAGUAUCGCGUCCGGGAGCUCUGCAGUGCGCCUCUACGGAAUUGACUUCCUGGAUGCCGCUUCCACGGGAUACCAUGUGGAGCAAUCCCAGCACGUCUACGUCUGGAACAACACAAUCCGCGCUACACAGGCUUGCGUGUCUAUUUCUCCUAACUCUUCCAACAUUCAAGUCGAAGAUUCGACGUGUAUCGUCACCGGGUCUGCGUCGCAAAGCGGGUUCCAGGUUGGCUUUCCAGACAGCAGCAACAGUGGUUUGGGCUUUAUUCGAAACAUCUUUGUCAAGAGCGUGAGAGCCAUUGGCAGUAUGAGCGUUGUAGUAUUCCGACCCGGUACGCCCGAGGACGGUAGCCAACCCUACCCAGUUGAGAUCACGAAUGCCACAUUCACCGACAUCACCAUCAGUGGGCCGGCGAAGCAGGCGGUGCUCGUUGAAGCGGGGGAUAAUAAGCUGACAGCGACGGAUAUCUCUUUCAAUGAUUUCAAAGGCGAGGUUGAAAAAGACAGCGAGCUGAAAUGUCCUGUACAGGAAUAUGUCUGUGAAUUCGAAACUAAAGACUGGGAGCUAGAAGUAGUGGCAGGCAGUUGAUGCAAUAUACUGCAGUGAUUGUGAGCAUCUUGCUGAACGUGGCCGAUAUU
Molecule: messenger RNA, 1142 nt
Organism: Periconia digitata
Lineage: Eukaryota; Fungi; Ascomycota; Dothideomycetes; Pleosporales; Periconiaceae
Source: the annotation of a GenBank genome assembly